AUGUUCCGCUUACCUGUUGCACUUUCGCGCACCUCCAUCAGCCGCCAGCUGGCGAUGCGGGGCUAUGCAAAGGACGUGAAGUUUGGCGCCGAGGUGCGCGCCAUGAUGCUUCAGGGCGUAGAUGUGCUGGCCGAUGCAGUGGCCGUGACGAUGGGACCCAAGGGUCGCAAUGUGAUCAUCGAGCAGUCGUGGGGAUCGCCCAAGAUCACCAAGGACGGUGUGACUGUGGCUAAGUCGAUCGAACUGAAGGACAAAUUCCAGAACAUUGGUGCUAAGCUAGUCCAGGAUGUGGCUAACAACACAAACGAGGAGGCCGGCGACGGUACAACGACUGCCACAGUUCUUGCUCGAGCCAUUGCCAAAGAAGGCUUUGAGAAGAUCUCCAAGGGCGCCAAUCCCGUAGAGAUACGUCGCGGCGUAAUGCUGGCUGUAGAAACCGUCAAGGAUAACCUCAAGGCUAUGUCGCGCCCUGUGAAGACUCCCGAGGAGAUUGCCCAGGUGGCCACCAUCUCAGCCAAUGGCGACCAGGCCAUUGGCAAUUUAAUCAGCGAGGCCAUGAAGAGAGUCGGACGCGAUGGUGUCAUUACAGUCAAGGACGGCAAGACCCUCACAGAUGAGCUGGAGGUUAUUGAGGGCAUGAAGUUCGACCGUGGCUACAUCUCGCCCUACUUCAUCAACUCUUCGAAGGGAGCAAAGGUUGAGUUUCAGGAUGCUCUUCUGCUCCUUUCGGAGAAAAAGAUCUCCUCGGUGCAGAGCAUUAUUCCCGCACUGGAGCUGGCGAACACGCAGCGCAAGCCCCUGGUGAUCAUUGCCGAAGACAUCGAUGGUGAGGCCCUGAGCACUCUGGUGGUGAACCGCCUGAAGAUCGGUCUUCAGGUGGCCGCCGUCAAGGCCCCCGGUUUCGGCGACAACCGCAAGUCCACCCUAACAGACAUGGCCAUCGCUUCAGGUGGCAUUGUCUUUGGCGACGAUGCUGAUCUCGUCAAGCUGGAGGAUGUCAAGAUAAGCGAUCUUGGGCAGGUAGGCGAGGUGGUUAUCACCAAGGACGACACAUUGUUGCUGAAGGGCAAGGGAAAAAAGGACGACGUCCAACGUCGCGUUGACCAAAUCAAAGACCAAAUUGGCGAAACCACUUCCGAGUAUGAGAAGGAGAAGCUUCAGGAACGCCUGGCCCGUCUGGCCUCCGGCGUUGCUCUGCUUCGCGUUGGCGGCUCCAGCGAGGUUGAGGUGAACGAGAAAAAAGACCGAGUCCACGAUGCCCUGAAUGCCACUCGCGCAGCUGUCGAAGAAGGAAUCGUUCCCGGUGGUGGCACUGCCCUGCUCCGCUGCAUCGAGAAACUGGACAGUGUGGCCGUCCAGAAUGCCGAUCAGACCCUUGGAGUGGACAUCGUGCGCCGUGCCCUGCGCAUGCCCUGCAUGACUAUUGCUAAAAAUGCCGGAAUUGAUGGAGCCAUGGUCGUGGCGAAGGUAGAAACUCAGUCGGGCGAUUAUGGCUACGAUGCCCUGAAGGGCGAGUACGGCAACCUUAUUGAGAAGGGAAUUAUUGACCCCACGAAGGUGGUGCGCACGGCCAUUACGGAUGCCGCCGGUGUUGCCUCUUUACUGACCACAGCCGAGGCUGUUGUCACUGAGAUCCCCAAGGACGAUGCUGCCCCAGGAAUGCCUGGAAUGGGUGGAAUGGGUGGCAUGGGAGGAAUGGGCGGCAUGGGUGGCAUGAUGUAAGCGAAUCAGUCUAUCUUUGAAGUCAUGAUGCAGGACGUCAGCAGAGGAGAAGCGAGCUGCACGAUCGCCGUCGACUCUAAAACUCUACCACUCCAGCAGUCGCAGCGAGCCUCACCAUUAUCCUUUACGUUUGUGAAUCCAGCUAUUCUCAUUCACACACACAUUCUCUUCCCUGAUGGAAUUUAGUUUUGCUUUGCAUUUAUCCUUUGGCAAACAUAGGAGACACAUGAAAAGGCUGGAUGCUGGCUCGCCAAAAUUUCGUUCGCUUCGUCGUCGGCCGUCGCCUCCAUUGUGCUCAACGUUUUUUUAACUAUUCCUUAAAUUUAUUUUUUACAUGUUAUAUAUGUAAAGAUACCGUUAGUUGUAAAAUUUAAAAUAAAGCAGGAGUUACAUUGAGGA
Molecule: messenger RNA, 2121 nt
Organism: Drosophila obscura
Lineage: Eukaryota; Metazoa; Arthropoda; Insecta; Diptera; Drosophilidae
Gene: Hsp60A
Product: heat shock protein 60A
Exons: 2
Coding region: 1-1722 (573 amino acids)
Biological process (GO): protein import into mitochondrial intermembrane space; mitochondrial unfolded protein response; protein refolding
Cellular component (GO): mitochondrial inner membrane; mitochondrial matrix
Molecular function (GO): protein-folding chaperone binding; ATP binding; ATP-dependent protein folding chaperone
Source: RefSeq, a predicted model, not a curated record